Molecule: messenger RNA, 816 nt
Organism: Symbiodinium sp. CCMP2592
Lineage: Eukaryota; Dinophyceae; Suessiales; Symbiodiniaceae
Source: the annotation of a GenBank genome assembly
AUGACUCUUCCCCAGCUUUGGCGACGGCUUCCUCGAGCCCGAGCCUUGUGCAUCACAUGUGAGUGCUUGUGCUUGAUCUGUCGCAAGGUCUCAGCUCAUGAUAUCCGCAGUACAUUGACCAUCCCUGCCAGCCGUGCAGCUGUUCCAGCCGCCUCACGCAUCCGCGCUGCCCUCGUUCAGCCCCGUUCACCCAGAGUGAUGGCCUCCGCAACGCAGCCCAAGAGACCUGCCGGCGGCGCCUACGGUCAGUUCAUGAACGAGAAGCGUGCCGAAUUCCAGAAGGAGCUUGCGGGCCAAAGGGCAUCGGAGGUUGCAAAGCUCGGGGGUGAGCGCUGGAAGAAGCUCAGCGAGGCUGAAAAGGCAGUGUAUCAGCAGAAGUACGAGGCUGCGAAGGAGAAGUACGAUAAGGACCUGGAGGCUUUUGAGGCGGCCGGGGGUGUGAAGGAGAAGAUCACUCGCAAGGGCAAAGACGAAAAGGCAAAGGGUAAGAAGGCGAAGGACCCCGAUGCCCCGAAGAGGCCAGCGGGUGGUGCCUACGGUGUCUUCCUCGCCGAAAACCGCGCUGAGAUCAUCAAGACCCUUCCGAACGGCUACAAGGUGCCUGAUAUCGGCAAGGCAGCUGGUGCCAAGUGGAAAGCCCUCUCGGAGAAGGAACAGAAGCCCUAUCAGGAGAAGUACCAGAAGAAGAACGAGGAAUACAAGGCUGCCAUGGAAGAGUACAAGAAGCUGCACGGCAAGGAUGUGCCAGUGGACGAUGACGAGGAGGAGGAAGAGCCCGCCAGCAAGAGAGCUCGCUUGGCGAAGGCGGGUUGCUGA